AUGUCGCUGAUCAAGACUCCUUACCUCUAUUACCUCUGGGAAAAAGCCCAAAAGAGCCCAUACGAGGCACAGUCGUCGGCAUUCUGGGCAUAUGCUCUGAAAGAAAUUUUCUUCCAUGGCCCAGAAUGGGCAAUAUCUCCCGAGCAGCCACCAGCGGAGAGGGAUGACAGACGACGGGUAGAUAUCAAAAUCACCAACAUGACUGCCCACGAAGAUGGGCAGGUCACUGGCCGAACAAUCUGCAUGCGCAAGCGAGAGAAGCUUGCAACCAAGUCAUGGCAGCAGGACAGCCCUUCUGCUACGCAAUAA
Messenger RNA from Xylona heveae TC161, 309 nucleotides. RefSeq lists its product as hypothetical. The transcript is spliced from 2 exons. Lineage: Eukaryota; Fungi; Ascomycota; Xylonomycetes; Xylonales; Xylonaceae. The record is from RefSeq and is a predicted model, not a curated record. The coding region runs from base 1 to 309 and encodes 102 amino acids.